Molecule: messenger RNA, 2505 nt
Organism: Oncorhynchus keta (chum salmon)
Lineage: Eukaryota; Metazoa; Chordata; Actinopteri; Salmoniformes; Salmonidae
Gene: afg1la
Product: AFG1 like ATPase a
Exons: 13
Coding region: 28-1338 (436 amino acids)
Cellular component (GO): cytoplasm; mitochondrion
Molecular function (GO): ATP binding; ATP hydrolysis activity
Source: RefSeq, a predicted model, not a curated record
UUCAAUAAAGUUGGAAUUGAAGCCAAAAUGGCGACGUUCAUGUUGUCGUCAAAGAUGUCGCCCUUGGUGUCACCCAUCAUUAGAUUUCUACUGAAAGAUCAGUACUAUUCCUCGAAAACGAUAUGUAACAGUGUGACUAACAUUUCCAGACGAGGCUAUUCGACGGAUGCUCUCCCCCAGCCGGCUGCAGAAGACAGCAAUGCUGCCGCAGCGUACAGCGGACCACUGGAGCACUACAACAGUCUGGUCAGGGAUGAGUCGCUGCAAGAGGACCCACAUCAAAAAGCCGUGGUUCAGACCUUGGAUAAAAUGCACAAAACCCUAAGAGGUUACAACAACCAGCCUACGUCCCUCUUCUCGAAGUUUUUCUCUAAGCCAAAGCCCCCAAAAGGGUACUACAUCUAUGGAGAUGUUGGCACAGGGAAAACGAUGGUUAUGGACAUGUUCUACUCCUACGUGGAGACAGAGAAGAAAAAGAGGGUCCAUUUCCACGGCUUCAUGUUAGAUGUACAUAAUAGGAUACAUCGCCUUAAAAAGAGCCUGCCAAAAAGGAAAGCUGGGAGGAUGGCUAAAGUCUAUGACCCGAUUGCACCAAUAGCAGAGGAGAUCAGUGAAGAGGCCUGUCUGUUGUGCUUUGAUGAGUUUCAGGUGACAGACAUUGCAGAUGCCAUGAUUCUGAAACAGCUCUUUGAAAACCUCUUUAAGAAUGGGGUUGUUGUCGUGGCGACGUCCAACCGGCCCCCAGAGGAUUUGUACAAGAACGGACUACAGAGGGUCAACUUUGUGCCAUUUAUUGCUGUGUUGAAGAACUAUUGCCAAGAGCUUCGUCUGGACUCUGGGAUAGACUACCGCAGAAGAAACAGACCCUCAGCUGGGAAACUGUACUUCCUCUCGAGUGAACCUUGUGUUGAGGCAAUACUGGACAAGCUGUUUGACGAGCUGGCCUUCAAACAGAACGACAUAACACGGCCAAGGACUCUGAAACUGCUAGCCAGGGAGGUCAGUCUUAUGAAAACCUGUGGGACCAUAGCAGACUGUACCUUCGAGGAGCUGUGUGAUAGACCAUUGGGUGCCAGUGACUACUUGGAGAUUUCCAGGCAGUUUGAUACUGUAUUCAUCAGGAACAUUCCCCUGCUCACUAUGAACAAGAAGACUCAAGCGAGACGCUUGAUCACGCUUAUCGAUGCCUUCUAUGAACACAAGGUACGAGUGGUGAUUCUGGCCGAUCACCCUCUGGAUGACAUCUUUGUACACGACGGAGAUCACGAACACCACCAUCAUGAACUCAUGGAUGAUCUCAACCUAAAAAAGCCUCAAUUUGUUGGGGCAAGGUGUUGAAAGCCUUCUUCAAGGAUGCUGGCCCAUGUUGACUACAAUGCUUCCCACAGUUGUCAAGUUGGCUGGAGGUCCUUUGGGUGGUGGAUCAUUCUUGAUACACACAGGAAACUGUUGAGCAUGGAAAAACUCAGCAGAGUUGCAGUUCUUGACACACACAAACUGGUGUGCCGGGCACCUACUACCAUACCCCGUUCAAAGACACUUAAGUCUUUUUUCUUGCCCAUUCACCCUCUCUCUACAUGGCACAAAUACACAAUCCAUGUUUCAAUUGUAUCGAGGCUUAAAAAUCCUUCUUUAACCUGUCUUCUCCCCUUCAUCUACACCAGGGGUCUCCUAAAAGGUUAACCGCAGCCCACCUUUGAGUAGCUCGCCAAACAAUUCUGAAAGUAUAUGUGAUUUUCAAGUACUCCACCGUAAACUGUCAUUAACAAAUAUCAUUUGUAUCUAUUAUUUGUUAUUUUCAAACUUUCCCAUUAAAUGAGCAGUAGCAAUACAGAAUCAUCACUCUACUGGCGCCUUAGAAGGCAUAUUCUUUUGCUCACUAGAUGCACAAUUAAAGGGCCAGAUGCACAAUUUAAGGGGAAUUUCUUCCAGAACAAAGAUAGAACAUUCUAUUUUGUUGUUUCUCUAUGAACAAUUGUAAUUUUGAGAGUGAAAGACAAAAAAAAAAUACAACUGAGAACAUAAUUUGGGAAAAUGAUAAAACAAUUUUGGGGAUGGGGGAAAUCACAGAUUUUAUAGGGCCCCUUAGUGGUUUAUUAACCAUUUAGUUUACCAGGUAUAUUGACAGUACAUAGUGCACUAAUUUCUCUGGUACACUAAAGACACUGGAGAAGAGAAUAAUGUGCUUAUUUGAAAGCUGGAAAAGUAUCUUGCGACAUGUUUUAUUUUUUAAAAAGUAGUUAAUCAUGCUAGAAAUGUUUGGAGCCCCCUGAUCUACACCGAUUGAAGUGGAUUUAACAGGGGACACCAGUAAGGGACCACAGCUUUCACCUGGUCAUGGAAGAGCAGAUGUUCCCAAUGUUUUGUACACUAUGACCUUCUGUUUGUUGACUUCUCAGCUUCUCUCCAAAACUGCUUUGUUCUCAGGCUUUAGGAAAAUACCAAACACUCUCACUAAUGGUGUUUUUCUAUUGAAUGCAUUUACACCCUCAUGUGUUGUUCCUG